AUGUCUGAACAGUCUCUUACGGUCUUGCCAAGCAGAGCUAGAGUCUAUGCAGAUAUUAAUACAAACCGACCCAGAGAAUAUUGGGAUUAUGAAUCCUAUGAGGUGCAAUGGGGCAAUCUACGUGACUAUGAACUGGGUAAAAGAAUUGGCUCUGGAAGCUAUAGUAAAGUUUUUGAAGCUGUCAAAAUUGAAACAAAUGAAAAGUUUGCUAUGAAAAUCCUCAGCCCAAUCCUAGAGGAACAAGUCAAGUGUGAAAUAAAGAUUUUGGAGAAUUUGCGAAAUGGCCCCAACAUCAUAAAUCUGACAGCUGUUGUGAGAAAUCCUGCCUCAGGUACCCCCGGCUUGGUCUUUGAAUACAUAAACAAUUUCGAUCAUACGUACUUGUACCCAAGAUUAACAGGCUAUGAUAUACGGUAUUACACAUACGAGAUUCUGAAAGCUUUGGAUUACUGUCAUAGCAUGGGAAUCAUGCACCGAGACCUCAAACCCGAAAACAUCUUGAUUGAUCACGAGCAAAGAAAGCUGAGGUUAAUUGACUGGGGAAUGUCACAAUUUUAUCAUCCUGGCGAAGUCUAUAAUUCUAAUGUAGUUACCCGAUAUUUCAAAGGCCCUGAACUGCUGGCAGCGUAUGAGAUGUAUGACUACAGUUUGGAUAUGUGGAGCCUGGGGUGCAUCCUGGCAGGCAUGAUCUUUCAGAAAGACCCAUUUUUUCAUGGUCGUAAUAACGAAGACCAGCUCCUGAAGAUAGUCACCACUCUUGGAACAGGUCGCUUUUAUGAGUAUCUUGACAAAUACAAUAUCAAGUUAAGUAACCGUCUCCUGCGGACUUUGGGCAGGCACGCCCGCAUUGAUUGGUUUCACUUCAUUAGCAAUGAAAAUAGCCACCUUGUUAAUACAGAAGCCUUUGAUCUCCUGGAUAAGGUGCUCCAGUACGACCCUCAGUAUAGGCUUACUGCCAAAGAGGCCAUGGAGCAUCCCUAUUUCUCAGAUGUCGUGAAGAACCAGGCUAAAGGAUCUGGUAAAUCUCAAGUUCCAGAGAGCACUACACCUGCCGUCAGUGACCCUGCUGAGCCAGAGCCUUCUUUAGCACCAGGGCCUUCAACCUCUGAGCCCGUGGCUGGUACACCAGUACUUGAGGUCUCGUUAGCCCCUGAGACUUCCAUAGCCCCUGAGAUCUCCGUAGCCCCUGAGCUCUCCAUAGCCCCUGAGAUCUCCAUAGCCCCUGAGAUCUCCAUAGCCCCUGAGACUUCCAUAGCCCCUGAGACUUCCAUAGCCCCUGAGACUUCCAUAGCCCCUGAGACCUCCAUAGCUCCUGAGACCUCCAUAGCCCCUGAGACUUCCAUAGCACCUGAGAUCUCCAUAGCCACUGACACUUCCAUAGGCCCUGAGAAUUCUGCUUCAUCUAUAUCCAAAAUGCAGAAUUAA
Messenger RNA from Suncus etruscus (white-toothed pygmy shrew), 1425 nucleotides. Its product is annotated as casein kinase II subunit alpha-like. Gene Ontology annotation, molecular function: ATP binding; protein serine/threonine kinase activity. Lineage: Eukaryota; Metazoa; Chordata; Mammalia; Eulipotyphla; Soricidae. Gene Ontology annotation, biological process: protein phosphorylation. Bases 1 to 1425 code for a protein of 474 amino acids. The record is from RefSeq and is a predicted model, not a curated record. Gene Ontology annotation, cellular component: nucleus; cytosol; protein kinase CK2 complex. The transcript has a single exon.